AUGAAAGAAGUAGUUUUCGUUGUGUUUCUUGUUCUACUUGUUAUAGUUUCAGAUGCGGAAGUAACUAAACCAAAUAAUGGAAACUUCCUCCGGUGCCUUCAUGAUCGGACCAGACAGGAGAAUCCGAUCACCGAAGCCCUUUAUACUCCCGAUAACUCAACAUUCGUGUCAACUUACGUGUCCUACACGAAAAACAAAAGGUACUCAAACCCUAACGACACAAACCUAAUAACCAUCAUUGCCGCAAAACAUGAAUCUCACGUUCAGGCAACCGUGGUCUGCGCAAAGUCCAACGGAGUCCAGAUACGAAUCCGAAGCGGCGGUCACGACUACGAGGGUCUUUCGUACAUCUCGUCUGUGCCAUUUGUUGUUCUUGAUAUGCACAAUCUCCGGUCUAUUACCAUUGACGUGUCCAGCAAGAAAGCUAAGGUUCAAGCUGGUGCGACCUUGGGAGAGAUCUACACCAAAAUCGCUGAAGCAAGCAAAACGCUAGCGUUUGCGGCUGGCGUUUGCCCCACUUUAGGAGCGGGAGGACAUAUCAGCGGCGGAGGAUACGGUAAUCUGAUUAGAAAAUACGGAAUCUCGGUGGAUCAUGUCGUUGAUGCUCAGUUAGUUGAUGUCAAUGGCAAGAUCUUGAAUCGAGCCUCCAUGGGAGAAGAUUUGUUUUGGGCGAUUCGUGGCGGUGGUGGUGCUAGCUUCGGUGUAAUCCUCUCGUGGACGAUUAACCUCGUUGAGGUCCCAAAGACUAUUACAGUGUUUAAGGUCAACAAAACAUUAGAACAAGGAGCCACUGAUGUUCUCUACAAAUGGCAGCUUGUCUCUAGCAAAUUGCCUAAAGAGCUUUUCUUGAGAGCAAUGCCUCAGGUCGCAAAAGGAGCGAAAUCCAAGGGUAAAACCAUCGCGGUUAACUUUUACGCUCAGUUCUUAGGCUCAUCAACGAAGCUCAUGAAGAUUAUAAACAAGAACUUGCCUGAAUUAGGACUAAAACGUGAAGAUUGCUAUGAAAUGAGUUGGCUUAAUACGACAACGUUUUGGGCGGAUUAUCCGGUUGGGACACCGACGAGCGUUCUUCUGAAAAGACCAUUGGAGCCACCAGGAGCAUUCUUCAAAAGCAAAUCUGAUUACGUCAAGAAACCGAUCCCAAAAGAAGGAAUGAAAAAGAUUUGGAAAACAAUGUUGAAAUUUAACAAUGUGUGGAUGCAGUGGAACCCUUACGGCGGAGUGAUGGACCAAAUUCCGGCGAAUGCCACCGCGUUUCCUCACCGGAAAGGAAACUUGUUCAAGAUUCAGUACUUUGCGUUAUGGAUCGACGCAAACGCCACAGACGCUAAUCUCGGUUUGAUGAAAGAACUUUAUGAGAUGGCGAAGCCGUACGUGUCAAGUAACCCAAGAGAGGCGUUUUUGAAUUACAGAGAUAUCGAUGUUGGAAGCAAUCCGAGUGGAGAGACAAAUAUUGAAGAAGCUGACAUUUAUGGAUCCAAGUAUUUCUUGGGGAAUUGGAAAAGACUGAUGAAUAUUAAAGCUAAGUAUGAUCCUAAGAAUUUCUUCAGGUACGAACAGAGUAUUCCUCCUGUUCGUGCUAUGUGA
Eutrema salsugineum is the source of this 1587-nucleotide messenger RNA. Its product is annotated as berberine bridge enzyme-like 17. The transcript has a single exon. The record is from RefSeq and is a predicted model, not a curated record. NCBI's taxonomy places the organism in Eukaryota, Viridiplantae, Streptophyta, Magnoliopsida, Brassicales, Brassicaceae. Gene Ontology annotation, molecular function: oxidoreductase activity; FAD binding. The coding region runs from base 1 to 1587 and encodes 528 amino acids.